AUGUCUUCUAACACUAUCUAUUUCGUCUCUGGUGGAAACAGAGGAAUUGGCUUUGCUCUGGUCAAGAAGCUCUCUUCUCUUGCUAACUCGGUUGUUAUUACCACUGCUCGUUCUCCUGCCAAGGCUACUGAUCUUAAGGAUUGGCAAAAGGAGCAUUCCAAUGUCCAUGUUCUUAAGUACGAUGCUUCUGUUCACAAUGAUGCUACCGAGCUUGCUACUCAGAUUGAAAAGCUCACUGGUGGAAUUGAUGUUUUCGUUGCCAAUUCCGGUAUUUCUGAGGAGCCUAUGACUGUUCUUGAAACUCCUAUCGAGUCGUGGACUCGUUUAUACGCUAUUAAUACUCUCGGUCCCAUUGUUCUGUUCAAAGCUCUUUAUCCAUUGAUUGCCAAGCGCGACACUCGCAAGGUUGUGUUUAUCAGCAGUGGUCUCGGAUCCCAGAAGAACAUGUCUGAUGCUUUCGGUACUAGUUCUUAUGGUCAAUCCAAGUCGGCUCUCAAUUUCACUGCCAAAGAGUUGAGUCUUGAGCUCGCCAAGGAGAACUUCGUUGUUGUGCCUGUUCAUCCCGGUCUUGUUAAUACCGAGAUGGGCAGCGGAUAUGUUGAUAACCUUGGAAAGAACUCUGGCGAGUUUGCCGAUGUCCUCCGAGCCAAUGUUAUGAUCACCACCGAGCAGAGUGCCGACGGUAUUGCCAACGUUAUUGCUACUCUUUCAAAAGAGGACAGUGGAAAGUUCCUUGGCUACGACAGAUCUACCCUCGAGUGGUAA
Sugiyamaella lignohabitans is the source of this 765-nucleotide messenger RNA. RefSeq lists its product as uncharacterized. The record is from RefSeq and is a predicted model, not a curated record. Bases 1 to 765 code for a protein of 254 amino acids. The transcript has a single exon. Lineage: Eukaryota; Fungi; Ascomycota; Dipodascomycetes; Dipodascales; Trichomonascaceae.